UGUUUUUCAGGGCUAUAUAGAGCCAAACCAUCACACAGUCUUUACACAGACAACUUCAUUUUCUGCAGAAAGAGCACACAGAGUACACUGCAAAGAUGAAACUGCCCAUUGCCAUCGCAGUACUGAUGCUGGUGUUGGUCGCAAACACAGAGGCUGAGGAGGAGCCAACACUGGAGGAGCGUUUCACUAGCUUCGGAAACCAAAUGAAGGAGAUUACAGGUGACCUGGCUACUAAAACAAAGGACGCCUUUGAGAAAUUUCAUCAGAGCGAGUUCGCCACAAAAACCAGGGACUGGUUCACAGAGCAGAUUGAGAAGGUGAAGCAGAAGAUGGAGGAGACCUUCAGCAAGUAAUUUAGAGAUCCCCGGCUUCGACACCAAUCGACAAAUCUUUAUUUUACCCAACGCAGCAUCAUUCUGACGCAGUAAUCGUUAAUAUGACGCUGCUGAAAUUUGUUGCACCAGCGGACGCAGCAACUGUUACAACCGCUGCUACAGUGUUGGUCUGUAGACAGUUAAUGAAAUUUGUACAUGCAAUUGCCUGCCAUGUCAGGACUAACUGAAAUAUAAUUCCUGGAAAUUGUGACACAAAUACUGUGAAAUUGUCAGAGCACGAAAUGGUAAUAAAAACAAUAAUUUAUUUGA
This is a messenger RNA of Chanos chanos (milkfish), 644 nucleotides long. RefSeq names its product apolipoprotein C-I (gene apoc1). Gene Ontology annotation, biological process: negative regulation of lipoprotein lipase activity; lipoprotein metabolic process; negative regulation of lipid catabolic process. Lineage: Eukaryota; Metazoa; Chordata; Actinopteri; Gonorynchiformes; Chanidae. Gene Ontology annotation, cellular component: very-low-density lipoprotein particle; extracellular region; high-density lipoprotein particle. The transcript is spliced from 4 exons. The record is from RefSeq and is a predicted model, not a curated record. The coding region runs from base 96 to 353 and encodes 85 amino acids. Gene Ontology annotation, molecular function: fatty acid binding; phospholipase inhibitor activity.